UACGAUGGUGCUCAAAAGUGUAAAAUCUGCUUUGCAAAAAAGGCAAAAUACAGCAGUCACCGACAUUAAAGACAAAACAAAACAAUUUCUAGAUGAUAGGAAACACGCAAACAAUUUAAUAGACAUCAUUGCUGCUUCAGAGUCAGAAGAUUCAUCUGUUAUCCUUGCCACAAUCCGAGCUUUCCAUCGUAUUUUCAUUCAUUUGAUCAAAGAUGAAGAAAUGUACAUUGCUGAUCCACCGAAGGAUGAUGAUGAUCAGUCGGACACAGAGUGCUCUCCUGAUGAAACAUAUAGAUUGUGGUUGAGAAGUUGCUAUACAGAAGCUGUUGACAAGCUGUUGGAGCUCUUGAGGGACGAGCAUGAAAAUGUGUCGGAGUUGUCUCUUUGUACUCUCAUGAAGUUUGUUGUAGCAGAGGGUCAAAUGCCGCUCUCAAAAUGCUCAAAAAAGCAUCUGAAGUUUUCCACAAAGCUUUACCUGAAAGUGUAUGGUGCUCUUCUGUCUGAUGAACAUAACAUGGUUAGUCUGAUUGAAAGAAUGCAAGAAUUCUUGGAGUAUGAUGAUGUUCGACACUUCACCAUGAGAUAUGCUCUGACAGAUAUCAAGAAGAAAAUAGAGCAGCAGAUAUGCAGUGAUGUUUACUUGAAGAAUAUGUUUAGUUUAUUGGAGCAUCUGUCCAUGCCAAGUGCUACGGAGGAGCUUCUCUCAAACUUUUUAGCUGAGGCCCCUGGGCCAGAGAUGGCCACCAAAAUGAACUCAUUCAAAGUGCAACAGAAACUAUACACUACACUAUGGUUGGAAUUUCUCAAAAAUAAGCUGUCUAUCAGUCUUUAUAAGAAGGUGCUGAUCAGUCUUCAUGAGAAGGUGAUGCCGCAUAUGUCCAACCCUCUUCAUCUCAGUGACUUUCUCACAGAAUCUUAUAAUGUUGGUGGUGCUGUCAGUCUUUUGGCUUUGAAUGGUCUCUUCAUCCUCAUACAAAAAUACAACCUGAACUACCCCGAUUUCUUCAUCAAGCUAUAUGCUUUGCUUGAGCCAUCGGUGUUCCAAACCAAGUUUAGGGCUCGAUUUUUCUUCCUCACUGACCUCUUCCUCACAUCAACGCACGUGCCCUCAUAUCUUGUGGCUGCAUUUGCCAAGAAACUUUCUCGAUUGAGUCUGGUGGCGCCGCCUGAUGUUCUGACUUUCCUGAUACCACUGAUCCUGAAUCUUCUCAUACGCCAUCCUAACUGCAAGGUCCUCAUACACAGAGCAGAGCAAGAGGGUCAGCAAGAUGUGACUACAGACCCAUUUCUUAUGGAUGAAAAAGACCCGUCAAAGUGCCAUGCCUAUGAGAGUUCUCUGUGGGAAAUCAAGUGCUUGCAAGGACAUUACUUUGCUGAUAUCAUUCAGAGUGCAAAGAGAGUCGGUCACAAUCUUCCUGAGAGGGAGUUUGAUAUUGCAGAGAAAUUGAACACUACAAUGGAUGAGUUGUAUGAUGUCGAAUCCAAGAAGACACCCUCAAAAGUGCCUGUGACGUUUCAUCCACCAAAAGGACUCUUUGGAAACCAGGGGGAUAAAUUCAGUGAUAUUUGGCUGUUAGAAUGA
Molecule: messenger RNA, 1582 nt
Organism: Lineus longissimus
Lineage: Eukaryota; Metazoa; Nemertea; Pilidiophora; Heteronemertea; Lineidae
Product: nucleolar complex protein 4 homolog B-like
Exons: 11
Coding region: 5-1582 (525 amino acids)
Biological process (GO): ribosome biogenesis
Cellular component (GO): small-subunit processome; Noc4p-Nop14p complex; nucleolus
Source: RefSeq, a predicted model, not a curated record